This is a messenger RNA of Fusarium graminearum PH-1, 1350 nucleotides long. RefSeq lists its product as uncharacterized. Gene Ontology annotation, cellular component: Golgi apparatus. Lineage: Eukaryota; Fungi; Ascomycota; Sordariomycetes; Hypocreales; Nectriaceae. The transcript has a single exon. Gene Ontology annotation, biological process: protein O-linked glycosylation. The record is from RefSeq and is a predicted model, not a curated record. The coding region runs from base 1 to 1350 and encodes 449 amino acids. Gene Ontology annotation, molecular function: alpha-1,3-mannosyltransferase activity.
AUGAGCUGGUCUGGUCACUCACAGAUGAGUAUCAUCAACCUCCCCCCUCGCGAGUCUUUCGAUACCGUCAAGGCCACAAAUUUUCUUCUCGACAAUCCUAUCGAGUCUCCCUACAAGACCGAGUUCUGGGAGGUAGGUCAGCGAUCCAAGCAGAUCGGCCGAUGGCUGGGCGCUUUGGAUGCUCUGCCUCGCAAAUCCAAGCAAAGCAAAGACAUCUCUGUUGCUACCGAAAAGGUUGCCCAGGCCCUCUUCCCUUUUCUCAAGAACUCUGAUCUGGAUCCUGAUUCUGUCACUCCGCUCGCUGAUCUCAGAGAUUCAUAUGUACGAGGAUCACGGGGCAUAAUCAUCCAUGUCGGUGGAGGCCAGGAGUCCGUCCGAUUCGCGAGCCACUUGAUAGUUUCACUCAGACGAGUACUGUAUUCCAAGCUCCCUAUCCAGAUCGCGUAUGCUGGUGACAAGGAUCUGUCUCCCCGAGACCGCGUCAGAAUCCAGUCUAUGAAAGGCGCAACAGACAUGGAAUUUCUCGAUGUCCUCAGUGUCUUCAACGAUACGACACUCAGGCUUCAAGGCGCCGGUUGGGCUAUCAAGCCUUUUGCACUACUAGCAUCCAAGUUUGAACAGGCCAUUCUCAUCGAUGCCAAUGUUGUCUUCAUGCAAAAGCCCGAAAAGCUGUUCGAACAGAGACCUUAUGUCAACAAAGGCGCCUAUUUGUUUCAUGACCGUCUGCUCUGGAAAGACAUGGUUCCCAAACGACACAUCUGGUGGAAGGAUCAGAUCAAGGAGCCCUCUGACGAGUUGAAGAAAUCGCAGGUAUGGCAGGAACGAUAUUCCGAAGAGUGUGACACGGGCGUCAUAGUCGUCGACAAAUCCAAGAUUCCUAUCUUUACUGGAUUACUCCACAUUGCCUGGCAGAACACCCGCGCCGUCCGAGAAGAAGUUGCGUAUAAGCUUGGUCAUGGCGACAAGGAGUCCUGGUGGUUGGGCUUCGAGCUCACAGGUGCGCGGUACGAAUUCGAAGCACACUACGGGUCCGUCAUAGGAUGGGGUGACUCACCAGACAUCAGCAAGGUAAACAUGGUGUGUUCCUUUGGGGUUGCGCACCUCGACACCCAUGGCCAACCGCUGUGGUACAAUGGUGGUGUCCUGGAAAACAUGGGAGAGAGUCUUGCGAUGUACCGAAUUCCGAGCUACUGGAUGAUGGGUGGGGUCUGGGAGAAAGGCGCUACCAGGAAGGACAUGAGCUGUAUGAGUAGGGCUACAGCUUAUGGAUUGACUGAUAUCGAGUUGAACACCCUGGCUGAAAGUAUCGAUGCUGCCAAGGAGGUUGACCGUACUUUUGCGAAGGACUGA